AUGAAGCUACCUGAAGGAGAUGCCAGGCUGGGCCUCCCAGCCCCUGUCAAGCCCCUGUCCUUUCACGCCAAGGAGACUUUCGAGGAUGUUGCUGUGCUCCUCUCCCAGGAGGAGUGGGGGCGUCUAGGCCCUGCUCAGAGGGGUCUCUAUAGACAUGUGAUGCUGGAGACCUAUAGGAACCUGGUCUUCCUGGGAGCUGGACCUGCAGGUUCCAAGCCUGGAGUGAUCACACGGUUGGAGCCAGGGGAUAAGCCAUGGGUCCUGGACAUGCAGGGUGCCGAGAGGAGGGAGUGGCUGGGAGUCAAUGACUCAGCUUACGGGACCAGGACUGAGUACAAGGAGUUGACUUCAGGGGAAUGCUUGGUGGGGCAGAACUGGACUGACUCAGGAACUGUUGCCGAGGGACCUGCACCAGGAGAAGCCUGUAAGCAUGUCCUGGGAGCCAGAGGAAGCCAGGACAAGCCCAUGGAGCAGAGAGGUCCUAGUCCAGUCACACUGACCAACAGGGAGAGAAGCCAGGAGUCUGGGAGAAGCCUCAAGUUGGGGUUAAGCCCUGUCCCUGAUCACAGACCUUACAAAUGCAAUAUAUGCGAGCAAAGUUUUGAACAGAGAUCGUAUCUCAAACAUAAGUGUGUACACAGGUCAAAAAACACAAAUAUAGUUCAUGAUUCUGGGGAAAUCUUCAGUGCAAAUUUAGUAGUUAAAGGAGAUCAGAAAAUUCCUUUUGGGGAAAAACUGCAUCUUUGUGGUUACUGUAGGAAAGCCUUCAGGUACAGUGCUAACCUCAUCAAGCACCAGCAGCUUCACAGUCAAGAGAAGCCCUGCAGGUGUGAUGAGUGUGGGAAAGCCUUCAGCCAGAGCUGUGAGUUCAUCCAUCUCCAACAGAUGCACUUGGGGGAGAUCCCCUACUGGUGCGACACAUGCAGAAAAACGUUGAGCCAGAGGCCCAACAUCAUGAAGCAUUGGAGGAUCCACACUGCGGAGAAGCCCUGCAAGUGUGCCGAGUGUGGGAAAGCCUUCAGUGACAGCUCAGUCCUUACCCGCCAUCGUCGGACCCACACUGGAGAGAAGCCAUUUGAGUGUAAGGAAUGUGGCAAAGGCUUUACUCAAAGUUCUAAUCUUAUCCAACACCAGAGAAUUCACACUGGAGAGAAACCCUAUAAAUGUAAUGAAUGUGAGAAAGCCUUCAUUCAAAAAACCAAACUUGUUGAACAGAGAAGCGACACUGGAGAGAAGCCCUAUGAAUGUAAUGACUGUGGCAAAGUUUUCAGCCAGAGCACACACCUCAUCCAGCAUCAGAGGAUCCACGAGGGGGAGAAGCCCUACCCGUGUGGUGAGUGCGGGAAGGCCGUCCACAGCUCCAGACUCACCCGUCACCAGAUCGCUCGCGGGGAGAAGCUGUACAAGAGCAGCGAUUGCAAGAAGGGCUUCAGCCAGGGCACUUACCUUACCCAGCACUGGUGGAUCCACACUGGGAAGCCCUACGAGUGCAGCUCCAACACGGCCCAGCACCAGAGGUCCACCUCCAGAAACACUUCUCCGGGUGAUGCUGGAGGCCCAUGA
Molecule: messenger RNA, 1563 nt
Organism: Miniopterus natalensis
Lineage: Eukaryota; Metazoa; Chordata; Mammalia; Chiroptera; Miniopteridae
Gene: ZNF34
Product: zinc finger protein 34
Biological process (GO): regulation of transcription by RNA polymerase II
Cellular component (GO): nucleus
Molecular function (GO): DNA-binding transcription factor activity, RNA polymerase II-specific; RNA polymerase II transcription regulatory region sequence-specific DNA binding
Source: RefSeq, a predicted model, not a curated record